Messenger RNA from Aspergillus costaricaensis CBS 115574, 582 nucleotides. RefSeq lists its product as uncharacterized. NCBI's taxonomy places the organism in Eukaryota, Fungi, Ascomycota, Eurotiomycetes, Eurotiales, Aspergillaceae. The coding region runs from base 227 to 448 and encodes 73 amino acids. The record is from RefSeq and is a predicted model, not a curated record. The transcript has a single exon.
AAACAACAAGUAUUGUCUCCCAACAAUGACAACCAAUCCUGGUCCAAAGAUACAUACGUCAUAUUCUGACAUCCGAACCAUCAACCAUGCCGAACUCAAGUCUAAGUUACGGAAAUGGCAUGUCAUCCGGAGCUAAGUGAGCCACACCCUAUCCCUAUCACCGGAUCAAUUGUCAAUAUACUGAUCUCGAGGUACUGAUAGGUCCCGGAAUACCGCCUUCCUAACCAUGUUCGCGGUUAUCUCCGGCGCCUUGCUCACAUUUCGGAUGCAGUCGCCAAGCAAGGAGCAGAGGUUCUCCCCUGAGGGAGACCAGCAGGCUAUUGAUGGGGAGAAUAAGCUUGGACGUUCGAUGUUCGUUUCGGACGGGGAUCGGGAGGCUGUUAGGGGCGGGAAGCCUGGAGAACCGAAGGUUGGUCGGGCGCCGCAUGAGGGGUUGGGUGGGCGGUGAUGGUUGUAUAUGAAUGUGUGGGUUGCAUGAGGGGGGGGCUUUGUCAUGCAUGGGCAUGUUGCAUAACGUUGUUGUUUCUUCGUUGGGCAUGAGAAGUAGGGCAUGUGAAAUAGGUCUGGUACCUUGUACUUGUA